AUGCGUCACGAUUUCAGGGAUUGGUCAAACUCACUUUGGAACAAAAGUGCCGAGUUAGGAGCUCUGCCGCCAGAAGUCGACGACGAAGGCAACAUUGAAUACAAAUUAAAACUGGUCAAUCCGUCCUUUGAACGAUUAGAACAAUUGAUUACCCAAAUGAAGUGGAGGUUAUCAGAAGGUGACGGAGAAGCCAUGUAUGAAAUUGGGGUCGACGAUGACGGCACUUUUAUUGGUCUGUCUCGAGAAGACAUGUCUGCUUCCUUGGCAACGCUGCGAAAGAUGGCCGACGCACUGAAUGCCGAUGUGUCCAUUGUGCGUGAGAUUGUGCUCGAUCGUUUAGCCAAAGUGGUGCGAAAAAAGCCCACCCCAGGGUAUGUGGUGAUUGAAGCAUUAAUACGCAAGCGACCGUCCGACAAGUUGGACAGAUUCACGGAUAUCCGGAUUGCCAUUGUGGGUGGGGACGGUGCUGGUAAAUCGUCGUUGUUAGGAAGAUUGACUUAUGGCAUUAACGAUAAUGGCCGAGGACGUGCACGAUUGAAUUUGCUGCGGCACCGUCACGAGAUCGAAUCAGGAAAGACGUCGUCCAUUGCGCACGAGAUCAUGGGCUACGAUUCGGAAGGCAACACCAUCAACUACACCACCAACAAUGUCAGUUCUUGGGAACAUAUUUGUGAGCUGAGCAGCAAAAUCAUCACCUUUUUGGACACAUGCGGCCAUCCAAAAUAUUUGCGCACCACCAUUGCCGGCCUUACCGGCUACGCUCCUGAUUACGCUUGUCUCGUUAUUUCAGCCACCACAGCAGGAUUAUCAGACAUGACUCGUGAACAUUUGUCGCUCGCCGUGAUGUUGGAUGUGCCUGUCUUUGUGGUAAUUACCAAGAUCGAUAUCGCUACGCCCGAUCAAUUGCGCCAUACCUUGACAUCGCUAUUGGGUCUGUUAAAGGCGCCGUGGAUGAGGAAAAUUCCAUUGUUUGUUCGAUCCAAAAACGAUGUCAUGCUCAGUGCUCCGCAUUUUGCCCGCCAUGGUCCUGAAGUUCCCAUCUUUCUUGUUUCCAAUGUCUCGAGCGACAACAUUCAUCAUGUGGAACAGUUCUUCAACUUGCUGCCAAAACCUGCCCGAGCCCACGAACAACUACUGGAAGAACCGGUGGAAUUCCAAAUUGAAGAAGUCUAUUCCCUUCCAGAUGUGGGCAUUGUGAUAGGUGGCAUGCUGCGCAAAGGACGCAUCAAUAUCAAGGAACCUGAAGAGCAACGCACCUACCAUCUCGGUCCGGAUGCCAAAGGUCACUUUAUUAGGGUGACAGUAUCGUCGAUCCAUCGCCACAGAGUACCGUGCCAUUACAUCCACUGUGGUCAGACGGCUACGCUGGCCAUCCAAUCGCCUGAUCUGGUCCAUUGGCCUGUCAGUAAAGGGAUGACGUUACUUGGCAUGGAUACGCCGGAAAGUUAUUUCGAGUUCGAGGCCGAUAUGAUUGUGCUCUACCAUCCCACCGGCGUCACCAAAGGCACCUCGGGUAUGAUCCAUAUGGGAUCAAUCCGACAACGGGCACAGAUUACCAGCAUUUCCAUUGCCCAUAAAGAAAACGAAAAGGCCGAGACCGGUUUGCAUACCUCGCUUUCUACACCGACUUUUUACAGCGGAUCGUCGUCUACAGAUGUUGUGCAAUCGUCCAGAUCGUCCCAUGUACGGACCCAAAGUACGGACGGCGAUACAGCCACGUCAGGUCACCAUGCCCUAUGCAUCUUUCGUUUCCUCUACAAGCCUGUCUACCUCCAUGCCGAUGCUCAGAUUCUCUUUGUGGAAGGCAAAGCCAAAUGUUUGGGACGGAUUACUCGCGUGAUUCCCCGAACACGCUCCAUAGACACACCUUGA
Radiomyces spectabilis is the source of this 1872-nucleotide messenger RNA. RefSeq names its product P-loop containing nucleoside triphosphate hydrolase protein. Gene Ontology annotation, molecular function: GTPase activity; GTP binding; translation elongation factor activity. Lineage: Eukaryota; Fungi; Mucoromycota; Mucoromycetes; Mucorales; Radiomycetaceae. The transcript has 5 exons. The record is from RefSeq and is a predicted model, not a curated record. Gene Ontology annotation, biological process: translational elongation. Bases 1 to 1872 code for a protein of 623 amino acids.